AUGCCUGUCUCUACAGACUCUGCUUUUAGCACGAAUCACUCGGCGCUCGACUUUUCCCAGUUCCCUUCUCGCCGCAGCGUCGUCCAUAGCACCGAGGGCAUCGUCGCUUGUACGCAGCCACUUGCCGCCAAGUGUGGUCUCGAUGUGCUUCGCGCUGGUGGAAACGCAGCUGAUGCAGCCGUCGCUGUCGCUGCUGGGCUCAACAUGACCGAGCCGUGCUCGACUGGCAUCGGCGGGGACAUGUUUAUUCUGUAUUGGGAUGCGCAGAAUAAGACAGUCUCAGCAAUGAACGGCUCUGGCCGGUCCGGUGCCAAGUGCACGCUGGACAAGGUCCGCUCGGCGCUGGGCCUCAAGGACGACGGCACGGACAGCAUCCCUAUGCUCAGUGUCCAUGCUGUCACCGUCCCCGGGGCUGCAGCGGGUUGGUUAGACACCGUUGAGCGAUUCGGAAGCGGAACACUGACCAUGGCUGACAUCCUGCGGCCCGCAAUCGACCUUGGUGAGAAGGGCUUCCCCGUAUCCCAAGUGGCCGCUUCUGCCUGGGGAGAGUCAGAGGAGCUCAUUCGCAGCGCCUCGCCCAACUUCGCUGAGAUGCUGAAGAGGGACCCGGCCGCCGCUGAAGGUGUCCGCGCACCUAGGACCGGCGAGAUUAUGAAGAACGAACGGCUGGCGAGUACCUUCCGCACGCUGGCGAAGGAGGGGAAGAAAGGGUUCUAUACUGGUCGCAUCGCCGAGGAGCUCGUCAAGGUCGUGCAAGACCUCGGCGGCUUUCUUGACCUGGAUGAUCUGAAGCAUCAUGCUGAGAUGGGCAGUGAGCCGGUUGAGCCCAUCUCGCUCAAAUUCUACGGCCAAGGGCUCUCCGCCCAGUCCGCAGACGGGGGCAUUGAGCUCUGGGAGCACCCGCCUAACGGGCAGGGAAUCGUUGCGCUCAUGGCGCUUGGCAUCAUCCAAGAGCUGGAAAAGGCCGGCCAAAUUCCCACCUUUAAGCCGGAAGACUUUAACAGUCCCGCGUACCUCCAUGCCAUCAUCGAGGCCCUACGUUUGAGCUUUGCCGAUGGUAACUGGUAUGUCACUGACCCUAACGUGACCAAAGUCCCAAUCGCGGGCAUGAUCUCCGAGGAGUACCUCGCCAGCCGGGCGAAGCUGUUCGAUCCGUCAAAGGUUGGCGAAAACAUUACAGAAGGGCGACCCCUCUUUACCUCGCCGGCGCUGCAGAGCAGUGACACCGUCUACUUCACCGUCACCGAUGCCGCCGGCAACGCCGCCUCCUUCAUCAACUCCAACUACGACGGCUUCGGCAGCGGCAUCAUCCCCCGCGGCUGUGGAUUCACCCUCCAAAACCGCGGGGCGAACUUCUCGCUCAACCGCAACCACCCGAACAGGAUCGAGCCCCGGAAGCGUCCGUACCACACCAUCAUCCCGGCCAUGGCGACCAACACUCGCGAUGGCUCCCUGCACUCUUCUUUCGGUGUCAUGGGCGGCUUCAUGCAGCCGCAGGGCCACGUGCAGGUGCUCCUCGGGCAGGUCGUCGGCGGGCUCGAUCCUCAGCAGGCCCUGGAUGCACCUCGCAUCUGCAUCGGCAGCGGCCUCGCGGAAGUGGAAAAGACGAGUGAGUGGAUCGUGCAUGUCGAGGAGGGCAUGCCGGAGGCGACGAUUGACGGACUCCGGAAGCUGGGGCACAAGAUCAAGCUGGUGAGCGGUGACAAGCGCAGCCUCUUUGGACGAGGGCAGAUUAUCCGCUACUUGGUCGACUCUGUCGAAAAAACGCCGGUGUGGUCUGCGGGCAGUGACUCGCGUGGUGACGGCGCCGCGUAUCCGGCCUAG
Cordyceps fumosorosea ARSEF 2679 is the source of this 1824-nucleotide messenger RNA. Its product is annotated as acylase ACY 1. NCBI's taxonomy places the organism in Eukaryota, Fungi, Ascomycota, Sordariomycetes, Hypocreales, Cordycipitaceae. The transcript is spliced from 4 exons. Bases 1 to 1824 code for a protein of 607 amino acids. The record is from RefSeq and is a predicted model, not a curated record.